Molecule: messenger RNA, 193 nt
Organism: Dibothriocephalus latus
Lineage: Eukaryota; Metazoa; Platyhelminthes; Cestoda; Diphyllobothriidea; Diphyllobothriidae
Source: the annotation of a GenBank genome assembly
GCCGCAGUUCCACCCGUUCUUGUCGUCUCCAGCGCAGUCACCCAUCCCCUUCUCAGCAACACCGACCGCUCAGACGAGCCAGGAGGCCGUACCGACGCUCCAACUGUGGUCAAACUGCCCAACUCCACUUGGAAGAAGGCUAGUGAACUGGAGGGUAGCAAUUGCACUUCGGCAGACUACUUUCAGCUGGUGA